Tyto alba (common barn owl) is the source of this 1267-nucleotide messenger RNA. RefSeq names its product prepronociceptin (gene PNOC). Bases 475 to 1059 code for a protein of 194 amino acids. The transcript has 4 exons. Gene Ontology annotation, cellular component: axon terminus; dendrite; neuronal cell body. The record is from RefSeq and is a predicted model, not a curated record. Lineage: Eukaryota; Metazoa; Chordata; Aves; Strigiformes; Tytonidae. Gene Ontology annotation, molecular function: opioid receptor binding. Gene Ontology annotation, biological process: chemical synaptic transmission; sensory perception; neuropeptide signaling pathway.
GGAAGCGCGUGGCCUUGGUCAUGUCACUUAAUCACCGCUCGUCGCUGAUGGUGGCAAAGCCAGAUGGGACACGGGGGUUUCUUUGGGAAUUGGCUUUGCUGCUCCGUGCUGGGCGGGCUCAGAUCCUGGCAAUCCCGGCUGGCACCGAUGGCUGAACCCUCCCAAGAUAGGGACAGGGGUGAGACAGCACCCCAAAAACAGCCAGGAAGGAAAACCAGAGCAGGACAUCCUCCCAAUUCCAGUGAUGCUCAGAUAAGGAGCGUCCUGCUCAGGGGACAGCUGGCGACGUGCUGCCCUGCCAUGUCCACCUGCUAAAAUAAGCCCCAGCUGGGACUCGUGCCAUGAGAUAGCCUGGAAAAAAUUAAGCCGGGGGCAUGCCCGAUCUGUUUUGGGGGUGAGGAGGCAGACAGGCUCCUUUCCCGAAAAGGAUAAUUUUGGCAGGAAGAUCGGGAACACGCCGCUGCCGGUGCCGCCAUGAGGGCUGUGCUCUGGGACCUGCUGCUGCUCUGCCUCUUCGCCCGGGCGCGGGGCGACUGCCGGGGGGACUGCCUGCGCUGCGACCGCCACCUCUACCGCGACAGCUUCGACGUCCUCGUCUGCAUCCUGGAGUGCGAAGGCGAAGCCGUGCCGCGGGCCACCUGGGAGCUGUGCGCUGCUGCCGGCCGAGCCGCCCCGCGGCCCCGCGACCUCCAGGCCGCCGGCGAUCCGUGGCCCGGCGCGGUGGGGGCGAACCCGCUGCAGGUAAGCGAGGUGCUGCGGCCGGGGGCAACCGAAGACGAAGGCGUCGAAGAGGCGCCGGGCGCCUUCCCGCAGCCACCCGAGGACAUUUCCCGACGGCUGGGCGGUUUCCCGCGGGGGACGCGCGGUUCCAGGCCGGCGCCGACGGCCAGGGGGGUGCAGAAGCGAUACGGGGGCUUCAUCGGGGUCCGCAAGUCGGCGAGGAAGUGGAACAACCAGAAGAGGUUUAGCGAGUUCCUGAAGCAGUACCUGGGCAUGUCGCCCCGCUCCACGUUCCGGCACCGCAUCCCAGCACCUUCCGCCAGGCACAGGCAAAAUUAACCCUGCUCCUGUCCGCCCCAGCCGCCUCCAUCCUCUCUCUGACGGACCCCAAAGCGCUUCAGACUUGCACGCGUUCAGAAAUCACUUUGCUCUUCACUCACUAAAGCCAGAUUUAAACCAAGACCCGACGAAUUUCGGCCUCCUCCGGCGACGGGAGCGCGAUGCUGCGGAUGGGGGGGGAGAGGACAGUGGGGAAAUCUAAACAAAA